Molecule: messenger RNA, 6079 nt
Organism: Bradysia coprophila
Lineage: Eukaryota; Metazoa; Arthropoda; Insecta; Diptera; Sciaridae
Gene: Nrx-IV
Product: neurexin-4
Source: RefSeq, a predicted model, not a curated record
CUUCAGUUCACCGUUGUCGUCGGCAGGCAUUAUUAUUAUUUUAGUGCUCCGUGAUUAUUUUGUGUUUUCCUUAUGUAAAUGUGUCAAAUAAAUAUUUAAAAUGUUAAUUAUCUGUACAAUAUUAGUUAGUACAUUGUGUCUAACGAUUGCCGAUGCAGAAUAUUAUGACAGUUCGUAUUAUUCGCAAUACGAAUGCAACGUACCCCUGCUUGACAGAGCCGCUAUAACUGCAACAUCUGCGCUAAGAGAACGAGGAGCAGAAAAUGCACGUCUCAAUGGUAUGACUGCAUGGACGCCCGUUGAGAAUAAUUACUAUAAUUUUCUAACAUUUGAUUUGGGUGAGAAAAAAAUGAUCAAAAAAAUUGCUACACUUGGCAGAGCAAAUACGAAAGAAUGCGUUACCGAAUAUAUCAUUCAAUUUUCGGAUGAUAAUGAACAGUGGCGUUCCUAUGUGAAUCCUGACGGGGAGGUGCAGAUGUUCAAAGGUAAUAUCGAUUCAGACUCGAUAAAGUACAAUUCAUUCGAAGUACCAAUCAUUGCUCAAUGGGUACGCAUAAAUCCGACCAGAUGGCGAGAUCGAAUUUCUCUACGAACAGAACUGUACGGCUGUGAAUAUUUUUCCGAAAACUUAGCAUUCAAUGGUUCCAGUCUGGUAAGCUUAAGUCUACUCAGGGAUCCCAUUUCAUCGACACGCGAAUCCAUCAAAUUUCGCUUUAAGACAACUGUUGCCAAUGGUGUGAUGUUGUACUCUCGUGGUACGCAAGGUGAUUAUCUGGCUCUGCAACUGAAAGACAAUCGAAUGGUUUUGAAUAUUGACCUGGGAUCGAGAAUAAUGACAUCGUUGUCGGUGGGAAGUCUGCUGGACGACAAUGUUUGGCAUGAUGUGGUUAUAUCCAGAAAUCGACGUGACAUCAUAUUCUCUGUGGAUCGUGUUAUCGUUAAAGGACGGUUGAAAGCUGAAUUUAAUCGAUUGAAUUUGAAUCGGGCGCUGUACAUCGGUGGUGUUCCAAAUAUGCAAGAAGGAAUGGUUGUUCAGCAGAACUACUCCGGUUGCAUAGAGAAUCUAUUUCUGAACAGCAGUAAUGUCAUUCGUGACAUGAAGUAUGCCUAUGAAAUCGGUGAAUAUUUCAAUUACCAAAAAAUUCACGUUGGAUUCAAUUGCCCGGAUCCACCAAUCACACCCGUAACAUUUUUGACUCGCGGCUCCCAUGCUAAGCUGAAAGGCUACGAAGGUGUUCAUCAAAUGAACGUUUCAUUCUUCUUCCGAACGUACGAAGACCGUGGCAUUAUGUUCUAUCACGAUUUCACGUCACGUGGAUACGUUAAGCUUUACCUGGAGGAGGGCAAAAUCAAAGUCGAAAUUAAAACGGACGACAAUCCGCGUGCCAUUUUGGACAAUUAUGACGAGCAAUUCAACGAUGGCCGAUGGCAUUCGUUGGUGUUGACAAUAGCCAAAAACAGUUUGGUAUUGGACAUUGAUCAACGACCGAUGAGAACCACAAGACUUUUGUCCAUGACAACGGGUGGAGUUUAUUACAUUGCCGGUGGAAAGACUAAGGACGGAUUCGUUGGAUGCAUGCGAAUGAUAUCGAUUGAUGGAAACUAUCGAGUUCCGUCUGAUUGGAAGGACGACGAAUACUGCUGCAAAGACGAAAUCGUUUUCAAUUCGUGUCAUACUAUCGAUCGUUGCAAUCCUAAUCCCUGUAAACAUGGUGGCAUCUGUCGUCAAAAUUCGUUGGAAUUCUUCUGCGACUGUCAAAAUACCGGAUAUGCUGGGGCUGUUUGUCAUACAUCGCUAAAUCCUCUAUCCUGUCAAGCAUACAAGAAUGUACAGGCUGUCCGACAACGGGCAAGUAUUAAGAUCGAUGUUGACGGCAGUGGUCCGCUGGAUCCGUUCCCAGUUACAUGCGAAUUUUAUUCUGAUGGACGAAUUGUUACCGUUUUGAGCCACAGCAAAGAACACACAACUACCGUCGAUGGAUUCCAGGAACCGGGCUCAUUCGAACAAAACAUCAUUUACGAAGCCGAACUACCUCAAAUCGAAGCCUUACUGAAUCGUUCGCACAACUGUUGGCAACGACUCACUUAUCAAUGCCAAUCAUCCCGACUAUUCAAUUCACCAUCCGAUGAAACGCUGCCUUUCCGUCCGUUUUCUUGGUGGGUUUCCAGACACAAUCAACCGAUGGACUAUUGGGCUGGCGGUCUACCUGGUUCUCGUAAAUGCGAGUGUGGUAUUCAAGGAAGCUGUAUCGAUCCAACCAAAUGGUGCAAUUGUGACUCUAACACACUAGAUUGGCAAGAAGACAGCGGUGACAUUAGGGAAAAGGAAUAUCUACCUGUCAAAGCGGUUCGCUUCGGUGACACGGGUACACCGCUCGAUGAAAAACAAGGUCGAUACACACUGGGUGCGUUAAUGUGCGAAGGUGACGAUUUGUUCAACAAUGUCGUCACAUUCCGAGUUACGGACGCUACGCUAAAUCUUCCACCGUUCGAUAUGGGUCAUUCUGGCGACAUUUACUUCGAGUUCCGAACAACGGUCGAAAAUGCGGUUCUGUUCCACGCUAAAGGACCGACUGACUACAUAAAAUUGAGUAUAAUCAACGGCAAGAAGUUGCAAUUCCAGUAUCAGGCAGGCAGUGGUCCACUUGGUGUUAAUGUGGAGACCAGUUAUCACUUGAAUGACAACCAAUGGCAUUCGGUCAGUGUGGAAAGGAACAGAAAAGAAGCUCGGCUUGUGGUGGACGGAGCCCUGAAAGCCGAAGUCCGAGAACCACCAGGUCCAGUUCGUGCUUUGUAUUUAACUUCCGAGCUCGUUAUUGGAGCAACCAUUGAUUAUCGCGAUGGAUUUGUUGGGUGCAUCCGCGCCCUUUUGCUCAAUGGCAUUAUGGUUGAUUUGAAAUCGUACGCCACUCGCGGUCUGUAUGGAAUUUCACCAAACUGUAUUGGACGUUGCGAAUCGAAUCCUUGUUUGAAUAACGGAACCUGUUUCGAGAAGUACGACGGGUACAGUUGUGAUUGCCGUUGGAGUGCAUUUAAAGGACCGAUUUGUGCUGACGAAAUCGGCGUCAAUUUACGAUCCAGUUCGAUGAUCAAAUAUGACUUCUUGGGUUCGUGGCGUUCGACCAUUGCUGAGAGUAUUCGCGUUGGUUUUACCACAACUAAUCCGAAGGGAUUUUUGCUCGGAUUCUCGUCGAACAUUACCGGCGAAUAUUUGACAUUAAUGAUCUCAAAUUCAGGUCAUUUGCGCGCUGUCUUCGAUUUUGGUUUCGAGCGACAAGAAUUGAUUUUCCCGAACAAACAUUUCGGAUUGGGUCAGUAUCACGACGUUCACUUUUCACGCAAGAAUUCCGGUUCCACGGUGGUGCUGCGCGUGGACAACUACGAACCGGUCGAGUAUCAUUUCGAUAUCAAAGAUUCGGCGGACGCCCAGUUCAAUAACAUUCAGUACAUGUACAUCGGCAAAAAUGAGUCCAUGCUGGAUGGGUUUAUCGGUUGUGUGUCGCGUGUUGAAUUCGACGACAUUUAUCCGUUGAAGCUGCUCUUCCAAGAAAAUGGACCGGGAAAUGUGAAAUCGCUGGGAACUCAAUUGACCGAAGACUUUUGUGGUGUUGAACCGAUAACGCAUCCACCCAUUGAAAUCGAAACGAGACGACCGCCGAUCAUCGACGAAGACAAAUUGAGGAAAGCUUACAAUCAGGUCGAUUCAGCUUUAUUGGGAUCUAUUCUGGCAAUCAUUUUCUUGUUGCUGGUGAUCAUGGCCAUAUUAAUCGGAAGAUAUUUGUCGCGACACAAGGGUGAAUAUUUGACACAGGAAGACAAAGGUGCUGACGCAUGUGAUGAUCCAGACGAGGCCAUUGUAAAUUCAGCAACUGGUCAUCAAGUUACGAAACGAAAGGAAUGGUUCAUUUAAAUAGGGGGAGGAAAAGAAAAUGUUUUUUUUCUUGUUAGUCUGUAAACUUGUAGACGUAAGUUAUGUGUGAUAAGAUCGAAUGAAGAAUAUUUUUGUAAGUGACACGAAAAGCUGGGAGGGAAGACGAGACGAAUAAUGAGCGAGGAGAGAAAAUUUCUGAAAGAUUUUUGUCUGAGGAGUGUGACCGCUAAGUUGAUUCAAAAUUUUCGGUUUUUUUAUGUUUUUAUCUUGGAAGCUUCUUUGGUUUUUCGAAUUCAUUUUUUUUUUCAUUUCGAUUUUAAGACAACUCAAGAUCUUGAUUUUACCGUCCAUUUUGUUUAGUUUCUUUUUUAAUUUAAUUUAAUUUAAUUUUUUUAUCAGAAUUUACAUUUUGUUUGAUUUAAGAGCUCAGCGAAAAAGCGAAACACCAAGCAAUUUUUCGGAUUUUAGUUAAGUUAGAGCUGAAAGGCCGAUUUUGAACGAAGUAAAACUUAUAAGUAAGUAAGGCGAAAUCAAUUCACAAAAUUGAUUAUAAAACAUUUUUAUUUUGUAAAUAAACUGAAAAAAGGAAAUUUCUAAUCCAAUAACCUUACCGUAUAACCAACCUACAACGCCAUGUUGAUGAUCUAUCUGCAUUACUUAUGACCAUGAAUUUGUUCUGUCGAAUCAUUUUUCUGUUCAGCCUCCAUGUCCGUACAUUAACCUACAAGCAACUUAAAGCGCACCACGAGACAAUUAAAACAUGAAGUCGUUCACGCCUUUUGUUCCGGACGAGAUCUCUUACUUCAUUUGUUAUUGAACAUAUUUCUCUCUAAUAUUUCGAGGAGAGUUUGUCGUUGUCGGUAACAUUAAUUUAUGACUUACAGGCAGUUGCUGUUAGGUUAACCAACUAAUGACAGUAAAUUUACCAUUUUUUAUUACUUUUUAACUAGCGAUUCCGUAAUUCCAUGUUCACCAAAAGGUCUUUUUUAGUGUCAGUUUAGGUUAACCUUUCAUAAACAGCAGGUCGUCGGAUGUAGAUAACUUCGCCAAAAAUCAGCAAUGAAUAGCGAGAUGCUCGGCCAAAGGUAUAUGUUAAAGCCAGUGAAGUACAAGAUUGUGUUGUCUGAUGAAGUUAUAUUUAGAUCGAAGGAAGUAAUUGGUGAUGUACGCUUGCCGUUUACGAAAGGUUAACGUCCUCAUUCAUGGAUCCGAAUAAACUUUGCAUGUCUUCCAAACAUUAGACCUAUCACAGUGGUGCCACAGUGUUCCUUAAUUUGUUGGACCAAAUUUAAGACAGUAAUUUCAGGAAAAUUAAGCGAAAACCCACUCAAAAUUCGCUCAUUUAAGCGAUAAAUUAGCGGGUUUUUGUAAGUUUUCGCGAAACUCUUGUCUUAAGUUAUGCUCUGCUGACAUAAAUUCCGUUAUGUCAUUGGUUGCAAGCUUAGACAUGGAUUGAAAUAUGAUAGUCUUUUAAAGACACAUCGGGCGUUCUGUGACUUUAAUUUCUUUUGUUUUAAGUAUCACCCACAAAAUCUCACAUUCCAUUCAUGUUCCAUUGAUCAAUCUCAUCUGCAUUUUUUCCUUUUCAAAAAACAUUUGUUUGUGAAAUGAAAGUCGGGUCUAUCUUCUACUACUGUUACCAAUGACACUAAUAUCUGAUACUAAUUCCUGCCAAUAAAGAAAAUUUGCUGUAAAAAAACGGUUGUUUAUUGUUCAUACAUAGGAGCAAAGUGUUUGGUUCACACAGUCACCAGUGCCUUCGAACCCUAACAUCUUUUUUCUAUUCAAAAUGAUUUGCUGGCUGGUCAUAUGAGAGGGAAACAUUUUUAAUUUGUAUUUCUAUUGCUCACACAUUCAUAAAAUCGUAAAGUCAUUUGUGCGGAAGUUUGAAUGGAUUUUUCUUUAUUUAGGAAUUAAAGACAAAGACACAGUUAAGAUUAUGUAGAAAGAAUUUUUAAGAUUUUUUCGAUUUAUUAAAAACAAAAAAAAUUAAAAUUAUUGCAAAAUGACGCAAUUGAUGCAUAUUUUUCUUCACCACAUAGUCUUAGAGAAUUAGAAUAACAAAAAGAAUUAAAUUUUGAAAAUGAAAUUUCAAUCAAUAUCUACUUUUGAGAUUUGUUCAGCGAAAGAAAUUGAUUGUUUUGUUCUGGUAGAGACUAAGUUCAUUUUCUCGAAUUUGUACAAAAUAAAAUUUAGAUUUUUUUCACA